UUUGAUGAGGGACGGACAGACUUCCCCGUGGACCCAGUGCAGGGGCUGGAUGCGGCUGAGCUCACCCGGCUGCUCCGCGUCCACAGCCUGGAGCUGGUGAUGGAGUUCACCAACGAGACCUCUGACCAGAUCUUCAGUGCCAAGAUCCCCCACCACAUGCUGCUCUUCCUCAACAAGUCAUCCUCGGCACAGCUGAUGCUGCAGGAUGGCUUCCGGGCGGCCUGUCACCCAUCCCCUGCCCAGGUGCUAUUCGUGGUGGUGGAUGUGGCUGGGUACGGCGCCGACGUCUUGCCCUUCUUCGGCCUGACGCCUGCCGAAGCCCCCACCCUGCGCCUCGUCAAGAUGGAGAACAACCGCAAGUACCGGAUGGACCAGGACACCUUCUCAGACACAGCCGUACGGGCCUUUGUCCAGGCAGUGCUGGAUGGCAAGGUGAAGCCCCACCUCCUGAGCGCGGAGCCCCCUGAGGACUGGGACACGCGGCCUGUUAAGGUCCUGGUGGGGAAGACCUUCGACCAGGUGGCAUUUGAUGAGACCAAAAAUGUCUUUGUCAAGUUCUAUGCACCGUGGUGCUCCCACUGCCAGGCGAUGGCAGCCGCCUGGGAGGAGCUGGGCGAGCGCUACAAGGACCACGAGGACAUCGUCAUCGCUGAGCUGGACGCCACGGCCAACGAGCUGGAGAACAUCACCAUCAACGGCUUCCCCACCCUGCACUACUUCCCUGCGGGGCCGGGCAAGAAGAUGGUUGAGUACAAGAGCGCCCGAGAUGUGGAGACCUUCUCCAAGUUCCUGGAGAACGGAGGGACGCUGCCCCAGGAGCCUCCUGAG
Molecule: messenger RNA, 828 nt
Organism: Eurypyga helias (sunbittern)
Lineage: Eukaryota; Metazoa; Chordata; Aves; Eurypygiformes; Eurypygidae
Gene: PDIA2
Product: protein disulfide isomerase family A, member 2
Exons: 6
Biological process (GO): response to endoplasmic reticulum stress; protein folding
Cellular component (GO): endoplasmic reticulum
Source: RefSeq, a predicted model, not a curated record